This is a messenger RNA of Ruditapes philippinarum (Manila clam), 2513 nucleotides long. Its product is annotated as THO complex subunit 5 homolog. Gene Ontology annotation, biological process: mRNA export from nucleus; positive regulation of DNA-templated transcription, elongation. Lineage: Eukaryota; Metazoa; Mollusca; Bivalvia; Venerida; Veneridae. Gene Ontology annotation, molecular function: mRNA binding. The transcript is spliced from 18 exons. The record is from RefSeq and is a predicted model, not a curated record. Bases 44 to 2161 code for a protein of 705 amino acids. Gene Ontology annotation, cellular component: THO complex part of transcription export complex.
UAUCACAUUCGCAAUUUAAUUUGACAACAACAACAACAACAAAAUGGACGUAAAAGACGAAAAGGAAAAGAAAAGAAAAAGAACAAUAAAACUUGACGGUUCAUCUGCGUCAGGUGAUGGGAAAAUAGAGGCAAAAAGAAUAAAACCUGAUUCUGUAAAGAUAAAGCAGGAAGUACCAAGUGUUAAUAUUGGCCGUAAAUUAUUUUAUGCUGAAGAAGAUGAAGUUGAAAAGAGAGAUGUUAAUAAAGAUGUGGAGCUUUUUCAGAGUGCGUGUGGAGACAUUCAGAGAACAAUUGCUGAAAUCAAGACAUUGAAAGAGUCGAAAGGCAAAAAUGCUGCAGCAGAGAUUGAGAGUAAGCGUAUGGAAGGUAUGUUACAGAUAGUCAUGCUGAAGAAACUAAAUAGACUUGCUCAUAUUAGAUGUAAGAAGGUCAGGGACGGCACUAACGAGGCGAAGAUGAGAAUAGACCGCUGUCAUCUACAAGUACAGAAUCUUCUCUAUGAAAUCAUGCAUCUUGAAAAAGAAAUAGUCAAAUGCUUAGGAUUCAAGUCAAAAGAUGAAGAGAUAGAUCUUAUUCCGGUGGAUCAAUUUUAUGAAGAAGCACCAGAGGAGAUAUCCAAGCCUGAGAAGACAAAGACAGACAGUCAUCAACUAACAUUAUCCAGACUGGACUGGGAGCUAGAACAAAGAAAACAACUGUCAGAAAAGUUAAAGGAUGCUGUAAAAACUAAGGAGGAUAUAGAAAACGAGAUAAAAACUAAACAAGAGCAUCUAGAGAAUCUACAGCCAAAACUCAACAACAUAUUACAGUCUACAAAGCCAGUACAAGAGUAUCUGGAUAUGCCAUUUGACAGUGUUAGAGAAGAGCAUAUGACUGCCCAAUUCUUACCGCACCCACUGUAUGUGCUGUAUAUGCAAUGUAGUGCCUACAAGGAUGCCUGUGACAGCAGAAUGAAAGUGAGUUUGGAAGGAGACCUGAAUGCAGCCAAGUCUCUGGAUUUAUCAGGGCCCUCAAUACUUGAUGAGGACAGUGAAAGUGACCAAGAGGAACCGGAAGAACAGGAAAAGAAAAACAGUAAACGGCGUAGGAAGACAGUUGAUGUGAAGAAGUCAGAGAGCACAUCUAAAGUUCUGACCAAACAUCCCCUGUCUGUUGUUAUAGAAAUCAUCUGUAAAGAUGGAAGUCAGUUACACCUGACAUUCUAUUAUCUCACUUACUUAAAGAUAAUUACUGUAGGUGUGCAGGUAACAACAAGCCCAGAUGUAAACUCUCCUUGUGUGUCCGGAAGUGACAUCCUGUCACCAGAUUUAAUUCUAGAUGAUCUUUACCCAGGAGAUCAUGGUACUGCCUCACCUAAUCUCAGUAAUCAGUAUGAAUUGUCUCGCUUUGGACUGAAGGAUCUUGAGAACUACGUGUCACAGGUUGGAAGGCCAUAUUUAUGGGCUCAGAGAAUGGGUGGUCUACAGUUUCUUGAUGGUGAACCUUCAAAAGCCCCGAAGUCCUCAAUCAGUUCACAGACUAUUCAGUUUACAGUGAAGAAAUUAAGAAAGCGUAUACAGUCUAGGCUUGCUCUACUUAAACAACUGAGUGCAUUAGAACGCAACAGUAUUCCUGUAUCCAUUGAAUGUAUGGCCAUGUUUCCUGUAAAACUUACAAGCCAAUUGAAGUCGUGGCAGAGGUCAACAUAUGAAGAAUUUAUAGAGACACCAUACACACAGACUGUUGUAAGUCAGGGUUUAGCCAGUGAAUCUGAUCUCUACUUCACAGCUGUAAUAGAGCGUGGUACAGCAAAGAUGACAGCUUGUAUAGUGGUAGGAUCAGACUAUCCAACUGUAGCCCCAUUAUUCUGUAUCAACAUUUCCUGGGGUACUAACAGAAACUCUCAAAAUGAUAGUCAUAUACAGGAACUAGAAGAGGAAGUGAAUAUACACUAUGAGGAGCUUGUCAGUAAAAAGUCACAUGACCAGUUAUUGGCCAAUCAGCUUCAGCGGCUAGUUAUGUGUUUUGAUGUUUACUUGGAAACUGAGGCACAAAGCGGCAGUAACGAGGGUCCCAUUGAAAUUGCUAAAGAAAAGGUGUUUGCAAGAGUAACACGUGGUCGACAGCGGUCAAAACCUUACAAGUUUAAUGCAGACACUGGCAUCUUCUCCCACAGAUGAAACAACAUGCUGUAUACAUAGAUAUACAGAAUUCAUCAUACAUUUGUACUGUAAUAUCAAACACUUCAUAUUUUAGUUUGUAGUGUUUUAAUCUGCAAACGAAAUAUGCAAGCAAUGCAUAUCUGGAUAUUCAUUCAUCUAUUAACUUUAGUUGAGUACUUAAUUCUUUCAACUGUUGUAUUAAUUACUGAUAUAGUGUUGAAUGAACAUUUUAUAGCGUGAUCUACACUUAAGGACUUUGUCAAACAAUCACCAGUGUCCUAGACUCCUAGUAACAUCAACAACCAUUUUGUUAGCAAAAAUUAUGUUUAUGAGUACAUUUAUAUGGAGAAAAAAAUAAAAAGUUGAAAAA